Molecule: messenger RNA, 2040 nt
Organism: Pangasianodon hypophthalmus (striped catfish)
Lineage: Eukaryota; Metazoa; Chordata; Actinopteri; Siluriformes; Pangasiidae
Product: C-type lectin domain family 10 member A
Exons: 5
Coding region: 957-1901 (314 amino acids)
Molecular function (GO): signaling receptor activity
Source: RefSeq, a predicted model, not a curated record
AAAGGACUGUACCAAAUAAACAGGACUGUACCAAAAAAGACUGUAUUUAAAAGGUAUCCAAAAACACAGCACACCACAAAACAGGACUGUACCGAGUUCAGACAUUUUAUGAAGCAUAUAUUUUAAGUAUUUUAUAAAUUUUAGAGCUAUGUUUCACAGAUUUUGACAGAUGGCACAAUGUCGAUAUCGAUACUGAAACCUUGAGUAUCAGCCGAUAAAGAUACCGGUUCUGUUUUCUUUAACUGAAGCACUUAAACUCUUUCAACAAACAUCACUUACAUUGUAAUUAUAAUAAAUACAUUGAAGUAUAAAUGUAAUAAAAUGAAUACUAACAAAAGAAGAAAAGUCGAGUCUCUGUAUAUGUAAACAUUUCCAGCUCCAAAUAUAAUUUCUAUAUUUCUAUAUUUCUAUUUCUUUAUAAAUAUUGAUAAUGAUAUUGUUAUUGCUCAGACAGACAUGGUGUCAGAUUUUUUUACCCAUUCCCUCCGUCCCUGCCUGUGUGGCAUCAGGGUCACUGAUCAUCAGAGUGUCCUGUCUCAUCCACAAAGGACAACCUUGGUGUUGCUGUAGGUUUUCAUUCCAACCAUUCAGAAGUCACACCUGAGCUCACCUGUUUAAUCUCGGCCUUCAGGUGUGACUGCUGCUUGGCUGGAACAAAAACCUGCAGCAACACGGACAUACAGAGUGUAAACGGAUAAAAAUGACGGGAAUCUCUUUAAUUAAUAAAAAAAAAUGUAACUGUUGGUAAAUUCCUGUGGUAUAAGAGGAAUAAAACACUCUGGGACACGCUGUUCACGGAAAAUAAUCAUGCUAGGUGGACAGGCUUCAGGAACACAAAACAGAAACAUAUUUCUAUUGCACAUGAAGAAAACAGAUGUGCAUCACAUGGUAUAACCACAGCAAACUGAGAGACAGACAGCGAGAGCAUCCAUUCAGUGUGAGUGUUAAUCAGAACCAUGGAGGUGAUCGAGAAUGCCAGCGAUUCUGAGAGCAUCUACAUGAACGUGGAGGAGGCUCAGAAGACUUCUGAUCAGAAUGAACUCUACAGCAACAUCUGCCUGAACACAACAACCGAGAUUCCAGGUUCUGCAGGUGCUCGUGAAAGGAGAAAAGUGAACUUCAGUAACACGGCUGCAGUGGUUCUGGGGUUCCUGUGUGUUCUCCUGCUGGCUGUAAUCACUGUGCUGUGUAUAAAACACAACAAAGAGAUGCAUCAGAUACAGAGCAGUAAUGACAACAUCACAGUAGAGAGAGACCAGUUACAGAGCAGGUAUAACAUCAUGAGAGUAGAGAGAGACCAGUUACAGAGCAGGUAUAACAUCAUGAGAGUAGAGAGAGACCAGUUACAGAGCAGGUAUAACAUCAUAAACAUGGAGAAAAAUGGAUUACUGAACCUGAACAACAAACUGACUUCCGAGAAAAGCCAGUUACAGAGCAGCUACAACGCUCUGAAUUCUGAGAGGGACACGCUGCAGAAGACGCUUACUGAAAUAGCUUCUUGUCCUUAUGGAUGGACGAGGUUCUUGUCCAGCUGUUACCGCGUCUCCUCCUCUCUAAAACCCUGGGUAGAGAGCAGACAGGACUGCAGAACGACAGGAGCCGAUCUGGUGAUCAUCAACAGCAGAGAAGAACAGCAAUUUGUUUCUGGCCUAAGAAGGAAUUUAUGGAUUGGACUGACUGAUAUUGAGCAGGAGGGACAGUGGAAAUGGGUGGAUAACACAUCUCUGGAGUCUGGGUACUGGAUGAACAACGAGCCGAAUAAUGUUCAGUAUCGUUUUGGUGAUGAGGACUGUGCUCAGGUUGUCUCCCUCAGUCCAGCAAUAUCCAGCUGGAAUGAUUUUCCAUGCAGCAGUGGUCUUUAUGGGCUAUGUGAAAAGAAGAUUCGGUGCAGCACUCAAUAACGGCUCAAAUAUCUUCCAUUUAUCCAUUAUCCUUUUAUCUUCCCUCAUACUGCUGUAUGCUUCUAUCUGUGCAGGACUCUUAUAAUCUUCAUGUCUAUAGCAGGGUACAAAAAUGUGACAUUGUUUUCAUUUCAGUUCU